Messenger RNA from Trachymyrmex cornetzi, 1648 nucleotides. RefSeq names its product Tryptophan 2,3-dioxygenase vermilion (gene vermilion). The record is from RefSeq and is a predicted model, not a curated record. The transcript is spliced from 7 exons. Bases 229 to 1521 code for a protein of 430 amino acids. Lineage: Eukaryota; Metazoa; Arthropoda; Insecta; Hymenoptera; Formicidae. Gene Ontology annotation, molecular function: metal ion binding; L-tryptophan 2,3-dioxygenase activity; heme binding.
UCCUUGACAACGUGCACCGCGCGUGGAUCUCCUACAUGCAAGGGCGACAUUUGACAAGUCGUAUUGUCAGAUAUUCCAAGUGAAUUGCAGUCCGUGUUACGUUUAUUAAAACAAUUCGGGCAAUUGUUUUAUUCGCUAAAACAAAAAUAAAGCAUAUCGAAUAUUUAAAUCUCUAAGUGUCACUUUAUCUAUUUCUCAAAUUACAACGUAAAGAAAUAUACUUAAAGAAUGUCUUGUCCAAUGAGCAGUAUUCCAGAAAAUAAUCACGAUCAGACGCAGCGGGAAUUAACGCAAGGACCGGCGUUGCACUACAGCGAGUAUUUGCGUUUAGAUAAAAUCUUGUCCGCGCAAAGGCUUCUCAGCGCCGAAUACGGCAAUGAAGUUCACGACGAGCAUCUCUUUAUUGUCAUCCAUCAAGCGUACGAGCUUUGGUUCAAGCAAAUUAUUUUCGAGCUCGAUUCCGUUAGGGCACUUUUCAGCUCCGAAUCCAACAAUUGCAAAAUGUCCAACGGGUCUUCUAACGAUUACUCAACCGCCAACCAGAGCAAUGGAGUCUUGAACGAAUCAAAAACCCUGGAGAUUCUAAAACGAUUGAAUCGCAUUGUCCUUAUCCUGAAGUUAUUGGUAGAGCAAGUGACCAUUUUGGAAACUAUGACACCGUUGGAUUUCAUGGCAUUUAGGGACUUAUUAUGCCCGGCAUCGGGUUUCCAAUCGUUGCAAUUCCGUCUGUUGGAGAAUAAAUUGGGUGUAAAACAGGACCUCAGGGUCAAAUAUAAUUACAUAAAGAUUUUCGGGAGGGAUCCCGAAGCUAUCGAGGCGAUCAAGCGAUCUGAGGAGGAGCACAGUCUCAGUACUCUGGUUCAGAGUUGGUUGAGCAGAACGCCAGGGCUCGAGACACAUGAUUUCGAUUUCUGGGGAAAAUACAAACGAGCGGUGGAGAAGAUGUUGACCGAGCAAGAACAAGCCAUACAUAAACUGUCAAAGGAAUGCAUUAAAGACUAUCAUUUAGCUAAUGUGCGCUCGCGGCAAGCAGUUUUCGAUAGCAUCUUCAACGAAUCACUUCAUAACGCUCUUGUGUCGCGCGGGGAACGCAGAUUUUCGCACAGUGCUCUUCAGGGAGCAAUAAUGAUCACCCUAUAUCGAGAUGAACCACGAUUUAGUCAGCCACAUCAGAUCCUCACGGCGCUAAUGGACAUUGACUCUCUAAUUACGAAAUGGAGGUAUAAUCAUGUUAUCAUGGUACAAAGAAUGAUCGGUUCUCAACAUCUAGGCACUGGUGGUUCUUCCGGCUAUCAGUAUUUGAAGUCCACGUUAAGCGACAGAUACAAAGUCUUUUUGGAUUUGUUCAACUUAUCGACUUUUUUGGUACCACGUCACAUGAUCCCGCCGUUGACGAAGCAAAUGAAAAUGAAGUUAUCAAUUGCAUCAUACAAUUGGAUCACGGACGAAGAUCAAGAUGAAUCGGCGGAUUCUUUAAGAAGCUCAUAUAUUAGUCUACCUGUGACACAGCAAACUUCAUGAAACUUUAAUAAGUUUUAUUUCUCUAACGUAAUGUAUAGUCAGUGUAUAUUAUAUGCGCCACGUUGAUCCAAUAGGUAAUACAGUUAAACAAUUGCUUGAAAACAAAUUAUACUUUCUCUUUAGCAUU